Messenger RNA from Acipenser ruthenus (sterlet), 1173 nucleotides. RefSeq names its product olfactory receptor 6N1-like. NCBI's taxonomy places the organism in Eukaryota, Metazoa, Chordata, Actinopteri, Acipenseriformes, Acipenseridae. The transcript has 2 exons. Gene Ontology annotation, biological process: G protein-coupled receptor signaling pathway. The record is from RefSeq and is a predicted model, not a curated record. Gene Ontology annotation, molecular function: G protein-coupled receptor activity; olfactory receptor activity. Gene Ontology annotation, cellular component: membrane. Bases 1 to 1173 code for a protein of 390 amino acids.
AUGGAAAACAUGUCUUACACUGAAACUUUCACACUCACUGGAUUUGGGGACAUGGGUAAUACAAAAUAUGUAUAUUUUGUCUUUGCUCUUAUAGGGUACCUCUUGAUAGUCUUUGUAAACAUAGUUCUUGUUUUAGUAAUAUUUCUGGAAAGAAGCCUUCAUGAGCCUAUGUAUAUCUUUCUCUGUAGUUUAUCUGUUAACGCCCUUUAUGGAACUGCUGGUUUCUAUCCUAAACUUCUGGCUGAUCUUCUAUCAGAGACCCAAGUGAUUCCUCAUGCUGGAUGUUUCAUUCAAAUAUUUGUUAUCUAUGGUUAUGCAAUUGCUGAAUUUACCAUUUUAACAGUGAUGGCAUAUGACAGAUAUGUGGCCAUUUGUAAACCUUUACACUAUACAAAUAUCAUGACAGAUAGAGUUGUUUGUAAAUUACUAUUUGGUGCCUGGCUAUCUCCAUUCUGUAGCAUGGCCCUUGUUCUUUUGUUUUCUUCAAGACUGCCUUUGUGUGGAAACCACAUUGAAAGACUGUAUUGUUCCAACUGGUCAGUUGUUAAACUAUCUUGUGUACCAACUACUCUAAACAAUAUUGUUGGUUUUAUAAUUACUAUUUGUGCAAUUUUUCCACCUCUGUUUUUUAUAUUGUUUUCCUAUGUACAAAUUCUUAUUGUUUGUCAGAAAAGCUCCAAGGAAUUCAGAAGGAAAGCUCUCCAAACAUGUCUCCCACAUUUAACUACACUGAUCAGCUAUUCUAUCACCAUGCUUUGUGAAAUAGUUCUUAGCCGUUUAGACUCUAAGGCUUUACCCCAAAUUGUUGUUAUCACCUUGUCAUUAGAGUUUCUAAUAAUUCCUCCGCUUUUGAACCCACUCAUGUACGGUCUUAACCUGCCAGAGGUACGCAAAAGGGUUAGCCCCUCGCAGGGUAUCCCAUGCGCACAGGCUCAGCAGGCACCCUCUCGCAGCCGCUCCCCAUCUCCACAGACGGCGAAGCGGGUGAAGCGCUCGAGGCAGGCGAGGGACAUCAUGGACCUGAAGGCUGCCGCCGCUCCAACCGCGGCUCCGCCAGCGUCCAUCCCAGUACCAGCCCGUCUCCCUCAGAGCACCCCCAUUUUCGAGCUCCAUGUCGGCCCUGAUGGGACAUGCUGCAAACUUUUUGCAGGUCCCUUGGGCAACAGCAGCUGA